Staurois parvus is the source of this 312-nucleotide messenger RNA. Lineage: Eukaryota; Metazoa; Chordata; Amphibia; Anura; Ranidae. The record is from the annotation of a GenBank genome assembly.
UACAGGAGAUGACCAGAGACUGCGGACACAGUACAGGAGAUGACCCAGAGACUGCGGACACAGUACAGGAGAUGACCAGAGACUGCAGACACAGUACAGGAGAUGACCAGAGACUGCGGACAGUACAGGAGAUGACCAGAGACUGCGGACACAGUACAGGAGAUGACCAGAGACUGCGGACAAAGGUACAGGAGAUGACCAGAGACUGCGGACAGUACAGGAGAUGACCAGAGACUGCGGACAGUACAGGAGAUGACCAGAGACUGCGGACACAGUACAGGAGAUGACCAGAGACUGCGGACAAAGUACAGG